AUGUCAGUCACUUCUCAGGAUGUGUCAGCUCCUACGAUCCGUCUGGUGCAGUACGCCUUUGUACCCUGGGAGGCGCAAGGGCGCGAGAAGUUGACAGUCAAGCUGGCUCUCUAUUGCAUCACUCUUCUGGCGAAUGAGGCCAGCGAGCUCAGACCAGAUUACGCCGCACUCGUUCCUGUAUCUCAACCGCCGCUCAACACUGCGUCAUCGCUCAAUCAGGCCAGAACGCACACAGCAAGUUCACCGCGCAGAGAGCAACCACAGGAACAAUCGACUGGCGCUCCCAAGAACCAAAGCUAUACUGAUAUUAGUCUCACGGAACAUGGUGAAGGGCAAGAAGCCACAAUCCACGGCUGCUUCGAGUACCAUGAGCACUUCGGUGGGCAAAAAGCCACAAUCCACGACCGCUCCAAGUUCUACGGGCUACACAUUUGUCGGACAACUAUCGGAGCACGAAGGGCAUUACCGAACCUCUAA
This is a messenger RNA of Aspergillus fischeri NRRL 181, 477 nucleotides long. RefSeq lists its product as uncharacterized. The record is from RefSeq and is a predicted model, not a curated record. The transcript is spliced from 2 exons. The coding region runs from base 1 to 477 and encodes 158 amino acids. Lineage: Eukaryota; Fungi; Ascomycota; Eurotiomycetes; Eurotiales; Aspergillaceae.